AUGAGUGGGGCUGCGUUCCCAUCUCCAGCUGCCGAGAUGGCAGAAAUUAAUCGCCUGCAGUAUGAAAUGGAGUACACCGAAGGAAUCAGUCAGCGCAUGAGGGUCCCCGAAAAACUCAAAGUAGCUCCUCAAAAUGCUGACCUUGAGAAGGGCAUCCAAGAAGGAUUUCCAAAUGCCAGUGUAACUAUGCAAGUUCCAGAGCGGAUUGUAGUGGCAGGUAAUAGUGAAGACAUUCCAUUUUCCAGACCACCAGACCUUGACCUUCUUCAGUCUACUCCAUUCAAACCACUGGCAUUGAAAACUCCUCCCCGUGUUAUUUCUCUUAGUGAUCGACCGCUAGAUUUUUUGGACCUAGAAAAACCUCCACAGCAGACACCUCAAAAUGAAGAGGUCCGUUCAGUGGGAAGACUGAAGAGAGAACGUUCCAUGAGUGAAAACGCCACUCGACAGAAUGGCCAGCUGGCCCGAAAUGAUUCCAUGUGGCACAGAUCAGACACAGUCCCAAGAAAUAAAAUGCCACGGUUCCAGUCACCUCUUUCGGCAAAGGAUUACACUGUGACACCAUCACUGCAACAGGCUCGUGUCUGUCCUUCCAAUAUGUUACCUGAAGAUGGAACUAAUCUUUACUCUGCUCGUGGCAUUUUGUCGUUUAUCCAGUCUUCCACUCGUAGGGCUUACCAGCAGGUCUUGGAUGUGCUGGAUGAAAACCGCAGGCCAGUGUUACGUGGUGGGUCAGCUGCUAGCACUUCCUCUAACCCUCAUCAUGACAACACCAGAUAUGGUCUCUCCAACUUGGAUACUACGCUUGAGGGAACACCAGAUGACAUGACAGUUGUAGAUGCUGCUUCCUUAAGACGACAGAUAAUAAAACUUAAUCGCCGUCUACAACUUCUGGAAGAAGAAAACAAAGAGCGUGCUAAAAGAGAAAUGAUCAUGUAUUCAAUUACUGUAGCUUUCUGGCUACUCAACAGCUGGCUUUGGUUUCGGCGCUAGACACAGCUCUCAGAAAGAUUUAAUAAUUGAAAAUACAAACAAUUUGCAAAAUUCUUUGUUUCUGUAUUGUAUGCUGUUUUAUAAUUAAUACACUGGAAACUUCCAACACAGAUAAAGGCUAUAGAAUUGCAGUGUUAAAGGGACACCUUGUUUUUCAGUUAUAAUGUAUUUAAUAAUUUGUAUUGCAAAUACUUGCAGUAUCCUCCUUUGCAUGUUUCACUGUAAAUAUGGAUCAGCCGUUACAAAGUUUGCUUCAUGCAAUGUAAGGAGAGUGAUCUACAGGAAUAACCACUGGAUGUUUUGUUGUGGUGGGAAAAGAACAAAUGGAAUGGGUUUGGAAAAAAUAUAAAAACAAAAGAAUAAAAAGGUUUUAUUGUUGUUCUGUUGUUAAAUGCAGUUAAAGAUGAUUGCACUAGUUUUCCUUUAGUCUGAGUAGUUUGAGGUGUGCCAUAUUGAAGGAGUGUGUCCUGUUUCAUGAGUAUGUUCCUUGUUUAAGUACAUGUUCAGGGCAAAUAAUAAAAAGU
This is a messenger RNA of Antrostomus carolinensis (chuck-will's-widow), 1517 nucleotides long. It is a transcript of the gene MFF, whose product is annotated as mitochondrial fission factor. The record is from RefSeq and is a predicted model, not a curated record. NCBI's taxonomy places the organism in Eukaryota, Metazoa, Chordata, Aves, Caprimulgiformes, Caprimulgidae. Gene Ontology annotation, biological process: positive regulation of mitochondrial fission. The transcript has 8 exons. Gene Ontology annotation, cellular component: mitochondrial outer membrane; peroxisome. The coding region runs from base 1 to 993 and encodes 330 amino acids.